CCUUUUGUUCUUGACCUAAGCAGUAAUAAUUUGGAGUCGCUUUAUCUUUCACACAACAUGCUUUCUGGCUGGCUUCCUUCAAGCAUGUCCAAGUUCAACUUCCUCAGUUUCUUGGACCUGUCAUAUAACAACUUUUCUGGGAGAAUUCCAUCUAGCACUCAAUUGCAGAGCCUUCCUACUUCCGCAUUUGUUGGUAAUCCUGCACUCUGUGGACCUCCUCUCCCACAAACUUGCCCCACUGAUGAAAAGCCUAUGGAUGGUGGUGUCAAGUGCAAUCAACAAUACGAAGAUGAAUUCUGGAGAUGGUUCAAACCCAGUAUGGAAGUUGGACUGGCUUUUGGCUUUCUAGGAGCUUUGGCUCUCAAGUUAAAUGAUCCCUGGAAACAUAUUUGUUUCCUGUUGUUCAACUACAUGAAGGUCCUCCUCAAAAACUUGAAGGACUACCUCCUUUCGAUUGCGGCAGCACUUUGUUUGGUGAUAACAAUGAAUUAAUGCUGGUAGAUUGCGAAGAAAGUUGAAGUUUUAGGAGCCAUCCAUUGGUAGGUUCAAGAUGAUUCUUCGGGGACUUCAAGGACUGCUCUUGAGAGGUGAAAUGCGAGGGCUUCCUCUUCAGGCUACCACGGUCUUUAGAACAACCUUUUUUUAUUUCCUAUGUGUGUAAUAAAUUACGGUUUGUUUGUAUGUUUUAUGGUUUUAUGGUUUUAUGUAUGUGUAAUUAAUUUUAUCAUCUAGUUUGCAAGGAAUGAAGAACAAGUUAUGUGCAAUUAAAAUAAGAUCAUAAUUUGAAU
This is a messenger RNA of Rubroshorea leprosula, 788 nucleotides long. Lineage: Eukaryota; Viridiplantae; Streptophyta; Magnoliopsida; Malvales; Dipterocarpaceae. The record is from the annotation of a GenBank genome assembly.